Molecule: messenger RNA, 372 nt
Organism: Colletotrichum orchidophilum
Lineage: Eukaryota; Fungi; Ascomycota; Sordariomycetes; Glomerellales; Glomerellaceae
Exons: 2
Coding region: 1-372 (123 amino acids)
Source: RefSeq, a predicted model, not a curated record
AUGGAGAGAAAAGGGAAGAAGAGGCGCCACGGCGGUAGGCACAGGGGCUGUCCGCGACCGAAUCUGUUUCAACCGGGAGAGUCUGUUGAGGAGGAGACUAUGGAAGGGGAGCUGGUCGAGCCUUUGCUCCAGGCCGAAGACGGCGGUGGUGGUGCGGAGGGCAGGGUGUUUCCUGCUGUUCCCAUGUGUGUGGGGGAGAGGCCUGCGGAUCUGGUGGCUGCGGCGUGGAGAGGUCGCGAGCGUCCGGCUCCUGGGCCUGCCAUUGAGGAGGCGGCUCUGACGGCUGUGGCAUCUCAAGAGUGCCCUGGACGGAUGAUGAGGAUUCCCGAUGCGGCCGAGGCCCGUCAAGGUGAAGGAUGUAGCAAGGCUUGA